AUGCUGCGCCAUUGGUUGGAAGAUAACGCCAUCACCUUCCACCACCACCAAUGGGGUAUCACUCCGAGCACAUUUCACAGUAUCAAGGAGUUGCACGAGAACUUUGAAAUCGUGGCCACCAGCAAAGAUCGCCAGAACCAGAGCUUCAUUUCUUUGAUGCAGAGCCGAAGACAUCCCAUUUUUGCCUCAGCGUUCCACCCUGAAAAGCCCGCCUUUGAGUGGGGCUUCCACACCCACGGGCUGCUGCAGAACACACAGAUACCACAUUCGCGCAAGGUUGGGUGCAUUUCGGUGGAAGGUGUGAGGUGA
Cladocopium goreaui is the source of this 309-nucleotide messenger RNA. Lineage: Eukaryota; Dinophyceae; Suessiales; Symbiodiniaceae. The record is from the annotation of a GenBank genome assembly.